Messenger RNA from Coturnix japonica (Japanese quail), 1320 nucleotides. It is a transcript of the gene CDX2, whose product is annotated as caudal type homeobox 2. Gene Ontology annotation, molecular function: RNA polymerase II transcription regulatory region sequence-specific DNA binding; DNA-binding transcription factor activity, RNA polymerase II-specific. Gene Ontology annotation, cellular component: nucleus. Gene Ontology annotation, biological process: regulation of transcription by RNA polymerase II; anterior/posterior axis specification; embryo development. The record is from RefSeq and is a predicted model, not a curated record. Lineage: Eukaryota; Metazoa; Chordata; Aves; Galliformes; Phasianidae.
CGGGCGGCGGCGCUCCGACGGCCCCGGCAGCGGCGCUCCGACGGCCCCAGCAGCAUGCCGAGAGCGGCCGCCGGGGCCCCGCCAGCAUGUACGUGAGCUACCUCCUGGACAAGGACGGGCCCAUGUACCCCGGCCCCGUUCGCCACUCGGGGGGGCUCAACCUGGCGGCGCAGAACUUCGUGGGCGCCGCGCAAUACGCGGACUACGGCGGCUACCAUGUGAACCUCGACGGCGCUCAAUCCCCCGGGCCGGCCUGGCCCGCGCCCUACGCAGCUCCGCUCCGCGACGACUGGGGGGCCUACGGGCAGGGAGCCCCGCCGCCCGCCGCCGCAGCCGCCGCCGUGCAUGGCCUCAACGGCGGCUCCCCGGCCGCAGCGAUGGCCUACAGCCCCGCCGACUUCCACCACCACCACCACCACCACCACCCGCACGCCCACCACCACGCCGGCCCCGCGCCGCACUGCUCCGCCGGGGGGAUGCAGCCUCUCGGCGCCGCCCCCGCCGCCUCCUCCGCCGCCUCCGCCGCCCCCGAGUCCCUGUCCCCCGGCGGGCAGCGCCGCGGCCUCUGCGAGUGGGUGAGGAAACCGGCGCAGGCCCCGCUCGGUAGCCAAGGCAAGACGAGGACAAAGGACAAGUACCGGGUGGUUUACACAGACCACCAGCGCCUGGAGCUGGAGAAGGAGUUCCACUACAGCCGCUACAUCACCAUCCGGAGGAAAGCUGAGCUGGCCUCCAGUCUGGGGCUGUCGGAGAGGCAGGUGAAAAUCUGGUUCCAGAACCGUCGGGCGAAGGAGAGGAAGAUCAACAAGAAGAAGCUGCAGCAGGCGCAGCCCGGAGCCGCGGAGCCUCUCAGUCCAGCCGCCCCUCCGCUGCCUGGCCCCGCUGCCGCCCCUCCACCCGCCGGGCUGGGCCCCACCGCCCCGCAGUGACAGCGACCCCGGCCGAGCGCAGGGACUGCACGGACCGCGGAGGGACGGCCGGGCCGGGCCGGGACCGGUGGGACCCGGUGGGCACAGCGGGAGCGGCCCCAAUGCACUGCAGCGCCGUGUGUACAGAUGUACAGUGAGCGCGUCUCGUUCGGGGAACCGCGGCCGCGGCUUUGGUGUUAUUAAUAUUAUUAUGGUUUUCUUUUGUUGUUAUUUUACCUUUUCUUUUUUUUUUUUUUUUUUUACCCUUCGGUGUGAGGGGAGCGUGGCACUCCUCAGUGAAUCUCAGGGAUCGACGUGAAGGUCUGAGUGAUGCUUUUUGGGCUGACGAUGAAUUUUAUCCGGGGGGAGGAGGGGGGGGGAAGAAAAAAUUAAAGCACAUUUUUUUCUUAAA